ACGCUCCAAUAACAGAGCGUGACCAUUAUUCUCUGCAAGGAACGGUGACCUCUACGUACCCUUCUGCCUUGUCUAUCAAGCAAAUUAAAACCCCAUCACUGUUCCUCUGUCUCUAUCUCUAUCUCUCUCUAUCUCUCACCCAUAAAAAUCACCCUGAUCCAUUUUCUCUCAUCUUCUCUUUUAACAUCCAAAACGAUCAAAACCUCCACUUUCAUCCGAAGCAAAGCAGAGAUGAAGCUAAAGAAAGGUAAAGUAUACCCAUCUCCGUCUCCGUCGUCAUCUUCGUCUUCGACGUCUGCAAUUCCGUCUCCUUCUGAUGGAGAUUUUCUCACCGUGUUGAAGCUCCUCCCAGCGGCGAUUCUAGCUCUAGCCUCCGUGCUCUCCCUAGAGGACCGUGAAGUCCUGGCCUACAUGAUUACCCGCUCCUUGAAACCCACAACCCCGUCUCCGAUCACCCAGGAGUCCAAGAGAAAAAACCCCAAGAAAUCCCUAAACAGCGGCAACAACAACAAGAUCAGUAACAACACCCACAAACCUCCGAUGUUCGACUGCGACUGCUUCGACUGCUACACCAGCUACUGGUUCAGGUGGGACUCCUCGCCCAACCGCGAGCUAAUCCACCAGGCGAUCGAGGCCUUCGAGGACCAUCUGGCCCACGGAGAACAGUCAAAGAAGGUUAACGGCAGAGGCAAACGCAGAGAGAAACCGACCAGUCGCCGCGCUCCAGAAAAGUCCAUCGAUAUUUCGGAGACUCCGGUUAUACAGGAGAUUGAGGAAAGCUGUGCCUUUUCUGUGACCUCUCCGGAAAACGACGUGGCUUCUGCGAGCUCGACGGACAAGGGUGAUGUUUUUGUGGAAGGAAGUGGUAAGGAGAAGAAUAAGGAGCAUGAGGUGGCCAUUGAAGAGGUCGUGGUAGAGAAGGAAGAAGAGGAGGAGGAGGCUACGGUGGUUGAAGCGGCAAUGGUGGCGGCUGGCAGUAGCAACAACCACAAGGGUUUGGCCCGGAAGGUGCUGCCGGACGUGUUGGGUUUAUUAAAUUCUCGACUGUGGAGCCUUUGGAGUCCGAAUGUGUGGUAAUACCCUAAAUCAACGGACAUUGUCGAGUAAGUCAAGAAACUCAGAAGUGCCCGCCCCCUUCCUAUUCAAGAAACUUUCUGCUGGCUGUGCUUCUUGUGAUCUCAUGCAUGCAGUGAAACUUGAUGACCAUGAUAUCUAUUGUCUUUGUCUCCAAGGAUGAACUGUACGUGGGUGUUAUAAAAUAAUAUUUGGUAAUAAAUUAUACCCAAA
Messenger RNA from Juglans regia (Persian walnut), 1287 nucleotides. RefSeq lists its product as uncharacterized. Lineage: Eukaryota; Viridiplantae; Streptophyta; Magnoliopsida; Fagales; Juglandaceae. The record is from RefSeq and is a predicted model, not a curated record. The transcript is spliced from 2 exons. The coding region runs from base 232 to 1077 and encodes 281 amino acids.